AAUGCCUUAGCGAGUGUAUUCACAGACAGCAUAUUAUAUCUAUCAAUACAAAAACUAAGGAGUAAGCUCUAAUCUACUAUAUACACAUUAUAAUACAGAUUUGCAUUAACUAUUAACAGGAUGACAACUUAAUUAGCUAAAACUGCAAUCAAUUUCCUGUUAUGAGUUUCUAUUGAGUGAUUUUUUUUGGAAUAAAAGUUUGAAAAGAAAACUCAGUCAUCAUGGGAUCAUCUAAUGCUGAUGGAUCCACAACUAACGAUAAAAAGAAAAACGUUCAUAGAGAUAGUGACAUUGUUGAAAUCAACGAAAAACAUGGACCUCUGUAUAAUGCUAUUCCACGGAUGCAUCCUGCUGCAGCUAUUAUAUUGUGUUUACUAAAUAUCUGUGCCCCAGGUUUUGGUACAUUUAUAUCUUCCUUUACCGUUUUUUGUGGAGCUCAGACUAAGAUAAGUAAACGAAGGAAUGCCUUCCUGUUAAAUCUACUGGCCGCUUUUCUACAAAUGGUGACGUUUCUUGUUAUUGUUGGGUGGAUAUGGAGCAUUUUAUGGGGAAUGAAUUUCGUACAGAUUGCAUUGAAGAAGGAUGACGAUGUUAAAAUUCCAUAUUAUGCCCGCCGACAAAGUAGUGUGGAUUUUCUUACUUGAUUGAUAUUAUUAUUGUUAUGCAGAUUAUUUAUCGAAGUGUUCAUUCCUGUACAUUGAACGGACUGGUAUGUGUAGUGAAAUUACCGAAGAAACAUUUUGUUUUCUGUUUCAUUUUGGAUAUUGUGCAUUAUUCAUAGGCUGAAUAUUCCCAAGUUGGGUAUAAUAGAUAAAUUAACAACUGUCAUAUUUUGUGAAAAUCAAAUCUACACAACAAAUGCUGUUGUUUUUUUUAUUUUAUUUGGCAGAACUUUUAUUAUGUUAGCCUCUAUUACAGGUUUAAUUUUGACAAGCAUCAUUGCUAGACUCCAUCCUUAGUCUGUUUCAACAUUUAAUACUUCUUUGUGUGCGAUCGAGAGUAGUUAAACAACUUUUCUAAAUGUUUAAUCGAAGUUUUCUUUCACUUUUUUAUACUAAUUUCCUGCAUAGUAUUAGAACUCAACAAGCCGAUGAUUAAACCAUCAAUGUUCUAAAAGUCAUUGAAUUCUAAGUGGUAGAUAUUGUAAUAUGCUCAUUUUAAUAAUAAGUUGUAGACUAAUACAAAAGUCCGUAUGUUUUCUUUUAUACGCUCCAGACUUUAAAGUGUGCAAAAACAAUUUUGAUGGCAUGAUCAAAAAAAUCUCUCGAGCAUGAUACAACGUCGGCAUUUUUUUUUUCAAGACCUGAUUUUUUUGUUUAUACGGUCACAUUUGUCAUUGACAGUGUAACGUUUUCCAUCAAAUUUGGCAUGCAGGUAUAAAACUUUGCACACUUAAGUUGCAGUGAGCUGUCGUGAAGAUAGUAAAAGUUUUACGUCUCAAUAUAUACAUAUAUUUAACUUAGUUUGAAGUUUAGCUUAGGCUUUUGUAUUUUUACAUUAUGUAUAUUUUGAAAUAUAACAUAUUACUAGAAUAAACGUUCAAAUAUUU
Messenger RNA from Mytilus californianus (California mussel), 1549 nucleotides. Its product is annotated as protein stum homolog. The transcript is spliced from 3 exons. The record is from RefSeq and is a predicted model, not a curated record. NCBI's taxonomy places the organism in Eukaryota, Metazoa, Mollusca, Bivalvia, Mytilida, Mytilidae. Bases 222 to 644 code for a protein of 140 amino acids.